Messenger RNA from Thamnophis sirtalis, 1157 nucleotides. The record is from RefSeq and is a predicted model, not a curated record. Lineage: Eukaryota; Metazoa; Chordata; Lepidosauria; Squamata; Natricidae.
GCUAUGCCGGAAAGUGCUGGGAGCCCUGGCGGAGCCGAAGGGACCCAGACAGCCCUGGAGUUGGAAGUCCCGUCUCGGGGAAGCUCUCCGUGCUCGGAGCAAAUGCCCGGCACCACGGAAGAGGUGUAUCGUGCCGAAGGGUUAGAAGGCUAUCCGGGGGAGGCACCGGUGCAGUAUGGUGUGAGUUAUCCUUGUCUUCUGCGUCAAAACCAAGUGCUUCUGACAGCCCUAGAGGAGUUGCAGAUGCGCUGUGCCAGCCUGAAGAAGGAAAACAGUCUGCUGUGUAGGACCUGCUUCCCAGAGACUCAGGAGAAGGUGAGGCAUUUGAAGAGGAAGAAUGCAGAGCUGGCGGUCAUUGCAAAACGUCUGGAGGAGAGGGCCAGGAAGCUGCAAGAGGCCAACCUCAGAAUGGUGAAUGCACCAAUAAAUGUGAAGAGCUCCUGUGCAGGACUGUGCAAAAGAGCGCUGGCACGCCAACGGGCCACAGAUCUCCAAGAACAAGCCAAUGCACUCCUGAUGAAAGACAAACAGAUCAAUGCUCUGCAGAGGGAAUGUCAAGAACUUCAAGCUAAAAUCAUGGGUGGAAAGGAAGGUCCUCCAUGCCUGCCUCUUCUAGAUUUCCAGCAUUUACUCCGAGAAUCUCAGAAGGAAGUGCUGCGGUUACAGAGACAGAUUGCUUUGAAGAAUUUUAAGGCAGCCCUGGAGCCCUCUGGCCAGGGAUCAGGAGACAUUGCUGUAGAUUUUGCAGUGGACUUGGGGCUCACCACAUCAGCCAAUACUACCUGCUCAAAUGGUUUUUCUCCUACAAGGGUAUCACAGCCAUGGGAGGAACUGUGCAUAGCAGUGGAGGAGACCAGCCAGGUAAAUCCUUUGAACUCCUUCCAGUUUAUAAUCAUGCAUCUUGUCUACUUUUUAAUUAUCCACACGCUGGACAAUCUAGAACAAAAUCCACCAUUCUUAAACUACCAGAUUGCUAAAUCCACCUGUGCUAUCUCACAUGGGAUACGGAGUUUGCUGUUUUACUAUUCCAUUGGUCUGCUACAGUUCUGAAAUAGUAAAAACAUUCAACUGGAAGUGGGGCAUAUUUGAGAAAAGAACUGCAGGAGGAAUGACAAUUAAAUAUGUCAUUCUCUUAUGUAAUGGUCUGCAUUUCCUGU